Molecule: messenger RNA, 898 nt
Organism: Ectocarpus sp. CCAP 1310/34
Lineage: Eukaryota; Phaeophyceae; Ectocarpales; Ectocarpaceae
Source: the annotation of a GenBank genome assembly
GUUCUUUCCCGUUGGCUUCUUGUUCAACACACUCAGUCGCCAGAAGGCUGGCCGUCGGGUUCCUCGGAAGCGCUUUUGCUGCCGCGGCGGGACAUGGACUACCACGUGAACUCGCACGACCUUCCGGCGUGGGGUCAGUUAGAAGUCUUCAACUCCAGGCCAGAGGCCUUCCGUUCACUCAGUCUUGACGAACGAGAAGACCAGCGCGUCCGGUUGCUUCAUGUGGCCAACAACGUCCAGCUCAAGCGCAUGCUUGUUCCCGGGAAGGAGGGAUGUGGGCCCGGCGCAGAGCUCUACUUGCGCGUGGCACCCACGUGCCCCUUGUACUACAUGCGCUGGACGAAUGACGUGAAGCAGGCGACCGUCGAGUUUACGUCAAAGGUGCCACAAUCCGGGAGUCGCGCUGAGGUACUUGGCCCUUUUUCCCGAGUGGAGGGACAAGCUUUCGCCACGCCCAUGAUCGGGAGGGUAUUCCGAGCCAGGUAGAAGACCAACCCGAGAUCACCGCUCAACGUUCUCCCGGGGUUUGCUGUGGUGCGGUGUGAAUGGUUUGAAGAGCGGGAAUCGGACUCGGACUCCCAACCUGCGGCAGGCAGAAAGCGCAAGCGCCCACUAAGGGCCACGGGUGGAGGGCGUGGGAAAGGUCGUAAGCUUCGAAACAGGGCGGGUGGUUCUUCGUCCGACGAAAGUGACGAGGCCGAGGAAGAAGAGGAAGAGGAUGAGGAAGGGGAUUAGGAAGGCGACGACGACUAAAAAGGGCAAGCAGAGGGCGAGGACGAGGAAUACGACGACGAAUGAGACAGAGAUGUCUAAGAAGGGGAGCGGGAAUGGGGUGUCAUGGUCGGACGGCGAGGGUGAGGGGCCGGGGAGGUUCGGCUGAAUAGAUGGAGGGUCAUGG